Messenger RNA from Guyanagaster necrorhizus, 791 nucleotides. RefSeq lists its product as uncharacterized. Lineage: Eukaryota; Fungi; Basidiomycota; Agaricomycetes; Agaricales; Physalacriaceae. The record is from RefSeq and is a predicted model, not a curated record. Gene Ontology annotation, cellular component: nucleolar ribonuclease P complex; ribonuclease MRP complex. The transcript is spliced from 3 exons. Gene Ontology annotation, molecular function: nucleic acid binding. Gene Ontology annotation, biological process: tRNA 5'-leader removal. Bases 160 to 675 code for a protein of 171 amino acids.
UUGGGUUAUAUAGAAAAGGGAAAAAAAAUUAGAAACAAGAAAGGAUCAAGGCCAGGUGGCCACGAUGAUGGGAGGAAGAAGAAGGAAAAGGAAAAGGAGAAGCUGCUUAAAAUUUCCAGCACGUGGUUACUUGACUGCACACCAUCAUCACACGCCCGGAUGGCCAAUAAACGCAAAAAUGAGUCGUCUACCGACCAACCAAAACCAAAAAGAAGACGCCUCUCGGCCCCGAGACCGUUCCCAAUCGUCCCAGCGUCCGUCUCAGCGACAGGCCCGCGCUCAGCGCACAAAGAAGGCAAGAACCUCAUCUGCGUGACGCGCAAGAUGGCGUUGGGAGCGUAUAUGCGGCGGUGCAAGGAUCUCGCUCUGAGAGAUGGAUACAAAACCCUCCAUCUAAGCGCGAUGGGCGCUGCGAUCCCGCAUCUCGUCAAGCUGGCGCUGGCGCUGCCCCCGAUACUGCCGUUUGAAGUCCGGACGGAGUAUACGACUGGGACGGUGGAGGUGCAUGAUGAGGUUGAUGGGGGUGAGGAUGGGGAUGUUGCGUAUGAGACGAGGGGCAAGUCGACGUUGAUGGUUGUGAUGUCGUUUGAACCCGCAAAGGUAAAGGGGGGUGAUGGUAAUGUGGUGGUUGCAGAACCGGAGCAGGAGCAGGAGGAUGUUGGGGAGGCUGUAUGACUUGUGACGGCCCGGGGGGUUGCUAACCGAUUCUGCAGAUGUGUACCAUCAUUAGAUUCGAUACCUGAAUGGGGACGCAAGUGAAGGGAACACACCGAUUUCGGGACCUCGGGUUA